Molecule: messenger RNA, 1454 nt
Organism: Onychostruthus taczanowskii (white-rumped snowfinch)
Lineage: Eukaryota; Metazoa; Chordata; Aves; Passeriformes; Passeridae
Gene: MRM2
Product: mitochondrial rRNA methyltransferase 2
Exons: 3
Coding region: 26-739 (237 amino acids)
Biological process (GO): RNA methylation
Cellular component (GO): mitochondrion
Molecular function (GO): rRNA (uridine-2'-O-ribose)-methyltransferase activity
Source: RefSeq, a predicted model, not a curated record
CGGGCCGGGGCGGGCUGAGGCGGCCAUGGCGGGCCCGGGCGGAGCUGUCAUUGCCUGGGGCAGAUGCCUGCACACCACGGUGAAGUUUCUGAGGAAAACUGGAACUGAGCAGAGGUGGUUGGAGCGGCACUUGAAGGAUCCCUUUGUCAAGGCAUCCAAGCAGCAGCAGUACCGGUGCCGAAGUGCCUUCAAGUUGCUGGAAAUUGAUGACAAGCUCUGUGUUCUUCGUCCAGGAUUUUCUGUUCUUGACUGUGGAGCAGCACCUGGUGCUUGGAGCCAGGUUGCUAUAGAGAGGGUCAAUGCCUUAGGUACUGAUGCUGCUGUCCCCACCGGCUUCGUGCUUGGCGUUGACCUGCUGCGGAUUUCUCCUCUGGAAGGGGCGGUUUUCCUGUCGGAGACUGACAUGGCAGAGCCCAGCACGCUGAGGGCCAUCCAGAGCCUGCUUCCCUUGGGGAAGGCAGAUGUCAUCCUGAGUGACAUGGCACCCAAUGCCACAGGCAUCAAAGAGCUGGAUCACCAGAAGCUGAUCAGUCUGUGUUUAGGCCUCCUGGAUAUGGCCCAAAGCAUUUUAAAGCCGAAAGGAACGAUGCUCUGUAAAUUCUGGGAUGGAUCCGAGGCCCGCCUGCUGCAAAACAAACUGAAGGAGCAGUUCCAGGAUGUGAGAACUAUAAAGCCUCAGGCCAGCCGGAAGGACUCUGCGGAAUCUUAUUACUUGGCAAAGCUGUACAGAGGGAAAUGAAAGUCAUGAGCUGCACAUUCUGUGAAUUUGACUGGAAAUCUCAGUUUAGUGGGUGUUAAAAGGAAAAUCCCACCAUUAAGGCCUUGGGGAAGUUUGCUACUCUUCUUUAAGUCCGUCAGGCUUUUCAAAUACUUGUGGACAAAAUGGUUGGGAAUGGAGAGGAGUAAUCUGAAAGGCAACCUCUGGGGCUGGAGUAAUGGAAAUGAAAAUAAAACACUGAUUAUAUGAGUUUUUAAUGCAUGCCUGAAAACCAUUGCAGCGUUAAUGCUGUCAUACAUGAGACUGACCAUAAAGGGGAUUGUCAGAACGUGAGGGAACAGCAAAGGGGAGUUUGAGCCAAUUCAGUGCCUUUUAGAAGCUGGUGCAAUUUAUUAGCACAGGUAAAAAAUAGAAAAUGUUUCUGUGUGCAUCAGGAUCUGCAUCCUCACGCAGGGUGUGUAACACAGCCAUGUGAGAGGCACGGCUGGCUUGGGAAUGAUCAUCCCCAUGGCUCUGCUGCCUCUCCUGCACACACAGGUUAUAUUUAGGAGUUGCUGCUUCCUGGCACUCAUAAAUCCAGUCAAUGGCAGUGGGACAGGGUCAUGGCCGUGCAGAUCAUCCCCCCAGUGCUUUUUAGGUGUGGCCAGUGGUGUUUCUCAGGCAAAAAGACAAGAUGUUCCUAAGAUCCCAGCAGGGAGAAUGACUGAAUUGCCGGAAAUCUGCUCACACAAAUAAA